Penicillium bovifimosum is the source of this 744-nucleotide messenger RNA. RefSeq lists its product as uncharacterized. The transcript has 3 exons. NCBI's taxonomy places the organism in Eukaryota, Fungi, Ascomycota, Eurotiomycetes, Eurotiales, Aspergillaceae. The record is from RefSeq and is a predicted model, not a curated record. The coding region runs from base 1 to 744 and encodes 247 amino acids.
AUGUUGACGCUUGGAUUCCCUGGGCUUUAUGAAGGCACAGUGGUCGACUUCACCACACCCUCAUCCCAAAAGUGGGUUCUCGAGAAGAAGCUCACUGAGGAUGCCCAACAAAUGUCAAAGUGGGAACUUGAUGGUGGUGGUGGGCCUCCCUUUACCGUGUUCACAUAUCGGUGCCGCAGUGCGACAGACAGCGAGAAGAAGGCAUUCAUGAGAAUCUAUUUUCAGAUUCCCAUCGCCGGAAAUGGCUAUCGCCUUGAGGAUCGACAACAACAGGCCGCUCCGCCACGAAAGCAUCCUGAGCUCGACGUGGCAAAGGAUUUGAGACUACGAGAGUGUCCGGUGGUCCCAACUUUCCUUGCCUAUAAAGAAGGAAAACAAGACAAUGAUGCCCGGGUCCCAGGUGGAUACAUUACACAUGUUGUAUGGGAGAAAGUCCCCGGGGAAUCACUUAACCAGGACAAAUUCUGGGAUCCUCAAUCAGGUCUACUACGUGAGGCCAUCCGCGCAAAGUUCCGCGAUGUUUGGGAAGAGUUGAAACAUUAUGGAUGGCAGCCAGCGGUGCAUGGACUGAGGAACAUCAUCUACGACGAAGUUACAGGGACGAUGCAUAUCGCAGGGUUCCGAGUCCCAGCCCGCCUUGACCCUGAAGAAGAAUUCACCGACCUGACCUUUGUUCGCUGGUGCCUGGCUAUACCACCCAAGAACGCCGAUUGGAAAAGAGACAGUACUAAAUGGGCUUGGUGA